UGCGUUUCGUGUGGUGCGGCUCGCGUGCAUCGCCCGCCUGCCCUACCACCAGCUAAUACAUUUGCAAUGUAUAAAAGAAUUGGAUGGCUCCUCAUUGUCAUCUGUGAGUUGGUAUCCGCUGCAGUGCUGUGUUGUGUUCAAACAAAGCUACCAAGGAAUCCGAAAAUGCAGUCUUCCACCAUCAUCGUUUUGGCUUGUCUCGUGGCUGCAGUCGCAGCGAGCGUGCAUUACGACACUUACCCCGCGGAGGAAGUUCAAAAUGUUCAGGAUGUUCACGAGUCACUGAUCGACACACCAGAGCAUGAGAGGAGCGCACGAACGAAGAGGGGUCUGCUGCUACUUAAGAAGAAACUUCUCCUUGGUGCUUUAGGUUUGAAAGCAGCGAAGGUUGGCGUUGGUGCCGGGGUUGUCGGAGCGUUAGCCCUGAAGAAACACCAGUCAGUACCAACUAAGAUCACAGUACAAUCCGCUCGUCAUCACGCGCCAUCUAAAUACGUCGAAGUUCAUAGUUGGUCCGGCUAAGCUGCUUGGGAUUUCUGUUAAAGCAUCAUGUGCCGUAAGAAAUCAAAGAAGAAGCUUUAGAUUAUAGUACUAAGUAAUUUAGGAUAGUUAAAUCAAAGCUAAAACCAAUGGAUAAUCUAUAAACUCUGCGUCAGAUGUAUUGUUCUCGAAAAGGUAAAGCAAGACAUGUAAAAAAUUAUUGAAUUAAAAUUUAAAUGCCAUUUGCCAUAUACAGGCAUGACCGACCAUACAAACAAACAAAGGCAGUGACCCUCGAAGGCUGAAAAGCAUCUUAAAAGUUAAGGGGACCUUAAAUUAUAUUUGACAUUGUUUUUGUAUACAUACGAUAAGAUACUCUCUUAAUAUUUAAGAUGGCUUUUGAGUAUUCUGUCAAGAAACAAAAGAAAUUUGAAGUGCACAUUGUAUUAAUGUAAAAUUUUUGAUCAUUUAAAUUUUAAAGCCGUUUGGAUAUGUAAUGUAACUAAAUAGUGAAGGAUUAUGAAAUAAUUGAAAUGUUAAUUUUGGAUCAAACUACUAAGUGCCUAAUUCCGUUGUCAUUUUCCAUUAUUACAGUUUGAUGUGGGAAAAUGUAAAUAAAAGUUAUUUUGGGAAAGAAGCAAAUUUCAAGUCUGCCUUUGUUCACUGUUCAUGUAAUUCUUUCAGAGAAAGUCUUGGUUAAUGUAAAUACAUCUACAAAAUGUAGAGUAUGAGUUUGUUAUAACAUUUAUAACAAAUCUUCUAGGAUUAUAAGUAUUGUUCUGUUUUAAUUUGUAUUAAAAAUGUGUUUUUACAUU
Bicyclus anynana (squinting bush brown) is the source of this 1295-nucleotide messenger RNA. RefSeq lists its product as uncharacterized. Bases 67 to 522 code for a protein of 151 amino acids. Lineage: Eukaryota; Metazoa; Arthropoda; Insecta; Lepidoptera; Nymphalidae. The record is from RefSeq and is a predicted model, not a curated record. The transcript is spliced from 5 exons.